UGCGUGGCGGAAAUGAACGCAUUGGGGCGCAACCACGCGAUCGACACGGAGGACGCGGCCGAGCUCAUCCUUGGCGAAGACUUCCAGGGCGAGACGUGCUUGUCCAACGCCGAGGUCGCCGUCAUCCUCGAGAAGCAAAAGUCCGACUACGAGAGCCAAGAGAAGACGCUCACCAACGUCUUCCAGAAGACGUACUCGUACGUGCAGCGCUUCUCGGGCACGAAGGACCCGGUCUCGAACCAAGCGUCCGUGACCGAGCUCCGCGAGGCGCUCAUCACGUACGAGUUCUCGCGCGAGCACCCGGACGACCCGUCGCAGACGGUCGAGAUCCGCCUCGAAGAGUUUGAGAUUGCUUGUCUCUCCAACCUCAACCCGGAAGAGCCCGAAGAGGCCAUGGCGCUCAUCCCGUCGCUCCAGAAGCGCUUCACCGAAGACGACAUUGAAGAGAUCCUCUCGAUCAUUGCGCGGACGACCGCUCGCAUGCAUGCCUAAGCUCUAUCUUCUUCAUCGUCAUCAUCAUCUACCGUACUCCUCUGUCG
Saprolegnia parasitica CBS 223.65 is the source of this 539-nucleotide messenger RNA. RefSeq lists its product as hypothetical. NCBI's taxonomy places the organism in Eukaryota, Oomycota, Saprolegniomycetes, Saprolegniales, Saprolegniaceae. Gene Ontology annotation, biological process: nuclear-transcribed mRNA catabolic process, deadenylation-dependent decay; positive regulation of translational initiation; transcription initiation at RNA polymerase II promoter. The transcript has a single exon. The record is from RefSeq and is a predicted model, not a curated record. Gene Ontology annotation, cellular component: P-body; RNA polymerase II, core complex. The coding region runs from base 13 to 492 and encodes 159 amino acids. Gene Ontology annotation, molecular function: translation initiation factor binding; nucleotide binding.